GAGGCAAAUUUUCCUUCUCAUUUUCCCUAUCUCGGACCGAAGUCUUCAUCUCUUUCUCUCUCUGUCUCAGUCUUCAUCUCUUUCUCAUUUUCCCUAUCUCAAACCAGUCUUCAUCUCUUUCUCUCCCUGUCUCAUUUUCCACCAUAUUUUCCUUCUCUCCUUUCUCUUCUUGCUAUACCCAUCACCACCUCCUCCUCCUCCUCUCUCGGACCGAACCACUGUCUCUCUCGAACCGAACCUCCUACUGGAGCCUUGACGAAGAAAAAAAAAUGGAGCCAAAGUAAAUCUCUCGGACACUCCCGCUUACAAGCAGUACGUCGCCGACUUACUCACCGGAGUUUCCACCAUCGCCGUUGGCCAUCCCUUUGACACCGUAAAGGGAAGUACGCAGAGUAGUGCUCCACAGCCCCAUGUAAUAAUUCCAUCUGCUGCUUAUGGGGGAGCUAUCAUCAGUUUUGUAUUAUGUCCAUCAGAGUUAAUUAAGGUAGAUACAAAUGGGAGAGCUUUGGAUUUCACAGUUGCUUCUCGUGGUAUGCUUACUGUGCCUAUCUCUCCAGUGUAGGAUGCAAGUUCAAGGAACUGAUUCUUUGGUUACAUUAACUAGCAGAUAUAGCGGUCCUCUUGAUUGUAUUGUUAAAACUGUAAAAAGUGAAGGGGUAAGAAAAUUCUCUGCCUCUUGAUGAUGAACCUAUAUAAAUUAUGAUAUGGUUAUGUGCUGAUUGAACAAUGUUCAGGUCAAGGGAAUCUUCCGUGGAGGUGGUGCGACUUUUCUGAGGGAAUCCAUUGGAAAUGCAGUCUUUUUCAGUGUUUACGAGUUUGUCCGCUAUCACAUGCAUUCACAACUGAAUUUUACUUCAUCUGAAAACAAUAACUUAAUUGACGUGGGAGUUGGAAUUGUGAGUGGUGGUCUUGGUGGUCUUGGUGGUAUUGCGCAAAGCAGAGUGAAGCACAUAUCCAAAAAUGGAGGUAUCGAUACUUGGUGCUAGAAUGCAACAUAUCAUGCCUUGCUCCUUCCCAUUACCAUAUUCCUUCUCUCCUUCCAUCUCAACUACACCAAAUAAUUCUUAUCUCAUUUAUGCUAAAGCUUCACCAACAACGACAACAACUUUUGUUAAAGGAGCAAACAUAGAACAACCCAACAAUGGCGAAGUGAAACGUAACAGGACUCCUUCAAAAUCUUACUCAGCCAGAAAGUCUGCUAUUCUUGAAAUUCAACUAUCCCCUGAUUUGGAUUCUGCUCUUACAAGCUAUGGAGAUAUUUUAAAAGUUCAGGACUUGAAUGCAAUAUUACGUCAUUUUGGAAUGCGAAAGAGAUGGCACAAGCUUUCCCAGUGCUUCAAUUGGAUGAAACAAAAUAUGAAGAUUUGUCCUGCAUCAUAUAGCAACUAUAUAAAGUUCAUGGGAGAGACUCAUAAUCAUGUGGGUGCACUAGAAGUUUAUAAUAGCAUUCAGGAUGAAUCAACCAAAAAGAAUAUCGUCAUCUGCAAUUAUGUUCUUGGGAGUUUGGUUAGGAAUGGAAAGUUUGAUCACAGCAUUAAGUUUUUUGGUCAGAUGAAGCAGGAUGGUUUAAUGCCAGAUGUUGUUACAUAUAGUACAUUACUUUCAGGUUGUAUCAAAGCUAAACAAUGCUAUCCAAUAACAAUGGAACUUGUUCAGGAGUUGCAGCAAAAUGAUGUGCAGAUGGACAAUGUAAUUUAUGGGACUCUUCUGGCCAUAUGUGCUUCACAUAAUAAAUUGAGUGAAGCAGAAAGCUAUUUUAACCGGAUGAAAGAAGAAGGUCAUUCGCCAAACAUUUUUCAUUAUAGCUCUUUGCUCAAUGCAUAAUCUAUAUGUGGAGACUAUAAAAAGACCGACAUUUUGAUUCAAGAUAUGGAGUCGACUGGGCUACCUCCAAACAAGGUGAUAUUAACAACUUUACUCAAGGUAUAUGUCAGAGGAGGUUUGUUUGAAAAGUCUAGAGAAUUGUUAGCUGAACUGCAAGCUAAGGGCUACGCUGAAGAUGAGUUUGGACUAUUAGGAAUUGGUGUAGUGCUAUGAAUGUAUGGCCUGCCCUUAUUGUUGAGACAAGCAAUGCUUUCAGGGCUUUAUACAGGGCAUUCUAACAUCAUCUGAACAGGCUGAUAUGACCAUGUUAGAAGAUGAACUACCAACAAAAAGAUGACUUUCAUCAGCCCUUGUCAAGGUAUAUUGAGAUAAUUUCUUUGGAGCAAUUCUUGACAACAUUUGUAGUUGAGGCCUUUAGAAUGGAAGAAUGUAUUUCACUAAUUUUUGUAUACAUUUCUUGUUUUGUAUUUAGUGAUAAAGGAAUCUGAAUUGGGCAUAAAUUAUGUUGUAAUAUGAUUUCUUAAGCCUAGACUAGUAGACUAAAUAUUUUAAUUACAUUUGAGUAAUUAAUAAAAAUCUAUUUAUGUUA
Humulus lupulus (European hop) is the source of this 2413-nucleotide messenger RNA. Its product is annotated as mitochondrial arginine transporter BAC1-like. Gene Ontology annotation, biological process: mitochondrial L-ornithine transmembrane transport. The record is from RefSeq and is a predicted model, not a curated record. The transcript is spliced from 10 exons. NCBI's taxonomy places the organism in Eukaryota, Viridiplantae, Streptophyta, Magnoliopsida, Rosales, Cannabaceae. Gene Ontology annotation, molecular function: L-ornithine transmembrane transporter activity; protein binding. Bases 961 to 1824 code for a protein of 287 amino acids.